Paramecium pentaurelia is the source of this 1751-nucleotide messenger RNA. The record is from the annotation of a GenBank genome assembly. Lineage: Eukaryota; Ciliophora; Oligohymenophorea; Peniculida; Parameciidae.
AUGAUAUUUAGCAAAGGUCAAGUGGAAAAUUAAGAGUUUUGGAAUAAAUCUGAUAUUCCCGUAUUUGAUAAGGAAGACUUUUAGAAUGUAUAAGUGUUAAUGGGGAAUUUCACCAAAGUAGGGCGGACCUUUAAGUAGAAAUGCCUCAGAACCUACUUUUUGGUGAAAUAAUUUUUAUUGUACUCUGAUGUUGGGAGUGGAAAUAACAUUAAAGGAUUUGUAUAAUUGGAUACUGUAUAUUGUUAAUUUAAUUAAUUGGAAACAGGAUUUUAAAUAGCAUUAAUAAAUAAUGGUUACUAAAUUCACUUAAAUACAGAGGACAAGUAGUAAUUCAAAAUUUGGGUAGAUGCAUUAUCAAAUUGCUGUAUCUUAAGUGAUUUUGAUAAAGUAUACAAACUGGGAAUGCAGAUAGGUUAAGGAAGUUUUUCAACAGUAAACUAAAAUUAAUAUUUUAAGGUUCAUUAAUGUUUUAAUCGAGAUGGUGAGAUGUUUGCUGUAAAAAUAAUAAAAAAACAAACAAUAAAAUAAUUUAAUAAAAAUAAGAGUUAUGAGGAAUAAUUAUUAAAUGAAAUCUAAACUCUUAGAAUGUUUAAUCAUUCUAAUAUAUUAAAAUUAUAUAGAGUUUAUGAGAAUCAAUAAAAAAUAUGUUUAUUGACUGAUUAUAUCGAUGGUCCAGAGUUGGUAUCACAACAAUCCUCGAAAAAGAUAUAUUCUUUUGAUGAUUUACGAAUAAUGAUAAUCCGUCUUCUUAGUGCAAUUGAAUAGAUUCAUUAAUAAAAAGUAAUGCAUAGAGAUAUUAAACCAUAAAACAUUCUAUUAAACAAUAAUAACAUAUAGAAUCCUGUUUUAAUAGAUUUUGGAUUAGCAGCAUUUACUUGGUAGAAAAAUGUGCCAUUUCCAUAAUGUGGAAGUCCAGGGUAUAUUAUAAAAUUAUUUAAUUUUAGUUAUUCAGCACCUGAAGUAUUGAAAUAUGAUGAAUCUAAAAAGAUAUAUAAUCAAUAAUGUGAUAUCUUCAGUUUAGGAAUAACUAUAUUUGUUGUUCUUUAUGGUUAUAAUCCAUUUAAACAAAACGAUUUAAAAUAAACUAUUAAAAAAAAUACUGAAGGAUAUUUUGAAAUACCAACAUCCAAAUAUCCAAAAUCAUGUAAACUGCACUUUAUUAAUAUUAAUUAGUGGAGAAUCUUAUAUGUUAAAUGACAAAGAAGUAUCCUAAAGAUAGGAUUACUAUAACUGAAGCAUUAAAUCAUCCAUUCUUUAAGACUCCAUUUUUUUCUUAAAUUCAAUUACCCAAAUAAAUUGUAUCUAAAUAAUAUCAUGAUAUCAUUGCCAAAGGAGAAAUUAAUACACAUAUUAAUGUCAGUAUGGAAAUGGAUUAAGGUGUUAAUUAUGUUAGUUAAGCUAAUACUUAAACUACUCCUCAAAAUAAUGGAUAUAAAAAUAGAACCAUUUCCAUAUUAAGUGUACCUAUUAGUAGGAAGAGUUAAGAUUAUUAAAAAUAACAAGAGAUUAGUUCAUAAUCUAGAACAUCAAAUGAUAAAGAUUGUAAUCAAUAGGAUAAGAUUCGUAUACCAUCUAAAACAUUAUCUUAUCAAAAAAACAUAUAAUUAGAUUAUGAGGAUGAAUAUUAACUAAAUAAUAUGGAACAUGAUAAUAAUUAUGUAGAUCAAGAACAUUUGUAUAAACUAAAUUUCUCUAUUAACUAAAAGUUAUUUUAAACCUCUAAGCUUAGUGUAAUUAAAUACGAUAAUUGA